CUGUCCUAAAUUUAUGCUAUUUCAUGCUGCCAGAGGUGUUUCAUGCUCUCUCGUCUGCGGGUGGAAUAUACGAGCGUGUGUACAUAUAUACAAAUUUCACUUGAUAAAUUUAGUUUGAUACUGUCGGAACCGGCUGAAACCGUUCGAAUACGUUUUCAAAAGAUUUGUCAGCAUCUUGAAGAUGUGCGAUAUAAAGCAUUCCAUCGAACUGAGCAACGUCAGUGACAACGACAAAUUCUCAUAUCCAAUUAUUCCACUGAAAGGCUCGAUAUGUAAUCGCUGUUCGAGUGACCUGAAAGUACAAAUCGAUAAUUGUGAGUGGCCAGUAUCUAAGGAUUUAAGAUUCACCAACGACAAACGGGGCCGCUUUAAACUACUUCUUCGAUUAAAAAAAUGGGAUAAUCUUGUGACGCUUUCCUAUUGCAAUUACGAAUUGAAGUUGAGUCUAUUCUAUGCCGGUUCGGAAAACUCCUACUCAGUUAUUCCUCUGUAUAUAAUAUGUGAAGGACACGAUGGACGCUAUCAGUCAGAUACCGAUGAAAAUGAUAUCAAAAGUGCAUGCAAUAAAAUUACGUUGGGAAUUGAACUGGUUCAAAGUUUGUAUGCGGAAAAGUUAGCAGAGAAAGGUUUCGGCAGAAAAACUUUCACUAUCGGAUCGCUUUGCUUGCCGUUCCACAGCAAAUUAUCCUUGGAAGAAUCGAAGAAAAUGACUGACCAGGAGUUGUGGAAUUAUUUCGCAAGAGAAAUUCUACUAUCAGAGCUUUAUCAAGCCGAAAAACAGAAAUUUGUCGGGUUUAUCAGCAGUACCUAUUAUGAAGGCGUAUCGAACAAUGAUUUUUCGUAUGCGAAUAUUAAACGCCGAACGACAGGAAAUGCCACUCUUGGAGGUGGUGGACUGGCAUUGUUCGGAACGGGAUGUCUCUACACGUGGCCCGAAAAACUAGUAGACAUUGUACCUGCCUUUUUGAAUGGCAAACAGGUCAACCGAAAAUUGAUGAUGGACGACAGUAACUAUCGACAUACCUAUGGUGGGUGUUAUGCAACCACAAUCGGAUCGGUUUGUCACGAAAUGGGCCACAUAUUCGAUCUGGGCCAUACAAAAGAUGGAAUUAUGGGAUCGGAAUUAGAUCACAUAAAUCGCGUAUUUACUUUGAUUACAACCACUGAAGACCUUCCCGAACGAAUCGUUGGCCGGAACACAGAUGUUCGCAGAUCCAUGAAUAGCAAACUAACUCAAAUCAAACGUCCUGGUGAAUUUCUGCUGAAAUACCAGCAACAAAAAGAAAGUGAUAUCACAUAUUUUACAAACAAUUGCGCAAUUACACUACAACUUCACAAAUGGUUUAAUUGUGAUACAUGCACAAGCGAUAAUAAUUGUGAUACUAGGCUAAGCUUCAAUUUCGUAACGCGCAUCGUGACAAGCGUUAAUUCAUUUUUGAAACUUGUAGAAUUGCGCGAAAGAGAAGACGGAAUGCUGAAAGUAUACUGGUCAUUCCUGGAUGGUAAUAUAGAUUGUUUCCAAAUUACGAGAGAUAUCCUUCUGGAUGGAUUAACUUUAUUUGUUAUCGAUAAUUUCGGCAACAUUUUGAAACAAGAUUUGUAAAGACGAUCCAGUGAUUGAAACAAAAAUUUAGCUGCUUUAGGUUUUACAAUGCAAAAUUUGAUGGUAUUAUUAGGAGAUCCGACCAAAGUUAUAGUAAAUUAUAUAUAUAAGAUAUUUUAUUAGUGUAAAAUGAAAAGUAUAUGCAUGAGUAUAUUUCGAACCCUGUAGGAGAUUUCUUCCAAAUUUGAUGUGUUCCAGUUAUGUAUAUAGAAGCUGCUAUAUUGAUGAUCAACAACAUUCCAAACUAGCCAUAAUUAGUUUUAAUCCGAUUGUACGAUUAAAAACAUUAUUGUGUGAAUUGUAGUAAUAAAUGUU
Molecule: messenger RNA, 1918 nt
Organism: Toxorhynchites rutilus septentrionalis
Lineage: Eukaryota; Metazoa; Arthropoda; Insecta; Diptera; Culicidae
Exons: 2
Coding region: 182-1603 (473 amino acids)
Source: RefSeq, a predicted model, not a curated record